Telopea speciosissima is the source of this 1048-nucleotide messenger RNA. Its product is annotated as hydroxyproline O-galactosyltransferase GALT3-like. Gene Ontology annotation, molecular function: hexosyltransferase activity. Gene Ontology annotation, cellular component: Golgi membrane. The transcript has a single exon. The coding region runs from base 1 to 999 and encodes 332 amino acids. The record is from RefSeq and is a predicted model, not a curated record. NCBI's taxonomy places the organism in Eukaryota, Viridiplantae, Streptophyta, Magnoliopsida, Proteales, Proteaceae.
AUGAAACCUCCGAGGCUGGACCGGCAAAACUCGUCGGCAUGGUUAACUUUGGCAAUCUCUUCUAUCUUGUUUAUCGCAUUCAUUUGUGUCUUGACGUCCAUCAACGAAGUUCGAUUUAAGGGUCUAGUGAAGCUUGGGCGAAGUGCUCUCCCCAACAUCCCCAACCGCAACAACUCAUGUUCUGUUACAUCCCUUGCUAACAACAUUGAUCAAACUUCUCCGUCAGGGGUGCCGGAACUGCCGGAACUACGGAUACUAAUUGGGAUAUUAACGUUGCCGGAUCAAUAUCACCGUCGACAUUUCCUUCGGCUCAUCUACGGUAUACAAUCACCACCGGUUGGUACAAAGGUAGAUGUGAAAUUUGUGUUUUGUAACUUAACCAAGGAGGAUCAAAAGGUCUUAGUAGCACUUGAAAUCAUGCGUUACAACGACAUCAUAAUCCUCAAUUGCAAAGAGAAUAUGGACAACGGUAAGACUUACACAUACUUCUCGAGCUUGCCAGAGAUAUUUAACGGCACCGACGGGCCAAAUCCACCAUACCAUUAUGUGAUGAAGGCCGACGAUGACACUUAUAUUAGGUUAAAUAGCUUGGUAGAUUCAUUAAAGCCCUUGCCUAGGGAGGAUUUGUACUAUGGUUAUGUAAUUCCAUGUCGUAGCAUGGACCCUUUUGUUCACUACAUGUCUGGUAUGGGUUAUCUAAUCUCAUGGGAUCUAGUGGAGUGGAUUAGAACCUCUAACAUACCGAAGAACCAAAUGGAGGGACCGGAGGACAUGGUUUUUGGCGAUUGGAUUCGCGAGGGUCACCGGGCGAAGAAUAGGUACAAUGCUAAGUGGUCUAUGUACAACUUUCCGGUACCGCGGACUGCUUGCACACAUGAGCUUUGGCCGGAGACUAUUGCCGUCCAUCUCCUCAAAAAUCAAGAGAAGUGGAUUCAGACCUUGAAAUAUUUUAAUGUUACUAAAAAUCUCAAAAAAUCUAAACUCUAUCAUAUUCCUUAGUUAAAAUCUUCACCAUUUUUUCUACAUUCUUUGUGUUCACAAUGUAUUA